Messenger RNA from Scutellospora calospora, 489 nucleotides. NCBI's taxonomy places the organism in Eukaryota, Fungi, Glomeromycota, Glomeromycetes, Diversisporales, Gigasporaceae. The record is from the annotation of a GenBank genome assembly.
AUGUGGUCACGUUAUUGUUUCGGAGCUUUCACCAGGUUUCGACUUUCGUCAGGUCUCGGACCUUUGACCAGAUUUUAUAAUUUUCACCAGGAUUUGAAAAUUUUACCAGGUUAUGUUAGCUCCGGAGGGAGGUUUCGUCUAAGCGAAAAUUUACGUUUCAUCCACAAUGCUGGUCAUCUUAUUAUUGCUUUUACGUGUAAAGUUUGUUCACAUCGUUCAACAAAAAUAAUAUCAAAACAAGCAUAUAAUAACGGAGUUGUUAUAAUCCAAUGUUCAUGUAAAAACCAUCAUUUAAUAGCAGAUCAUUUAGGAUGGUUUCGAGAUAAUAGAGUUACUAUUGAAGAUUUAAUGUUAGAACGAGGUGAAAAAGUAUUAAAAUAUGUACAAGAAGAUAAAACUAUACAUGAAUGGACUCCUAACGUUAUUCAAGAAGAAACUAAAAGUUUUAGUGAAGGACUUUAUAAACUGGCGGCGAGUAAAGAGGAAUAA